AUCACCACCCAGGUACCGUUAUGAUGGAGUGUAAGCUUAAGCCCUCUGUAGUAAUAAAGCUACAGAAAUGCUCGCUUGUAUGAGGCGUUCAGAUCCGCCACAACCACCACCUUGAAUCAUACCCUCCGGUUGAACCUAAGCAGUCCUAUUCGAUGUCGAAAGUGACCAUGGCCCAGAAAGGAGAAAAUAAAGCAACGCGUCAAUGCUGGGAUUGUCUCAAACGGCGUCUAGUAUGCGACAACACGCUCCCACAUUGUAUGAAGUGUCAGAAAGCCGGUCGUCAAUGCUCUGGUUAUGAUGACGCAAAGCCGCUUCAGUGGAUCCAGCCAGGCAAGGUAACUUCUAGGCGGAGGAGGAAGAAAGAUGGUAGCUCGCCGAAAACCUACACCAUUGAACCCACAGCCAAUAGUGAGACGAGAACGUGUCAGGAUGUUAACGUACCUGAACAAACGAGCUGUAAGCCGAUGCAUGAAGAAGACUACAUUUGUGAGCCUGUAGAUUAUGAAGCAGCCCUGUCGUCUUGGGAGAAUGAUCGGGUCUCCCACCCUGGAGAUCGGAUCACGGACCUCCAUGCGUUAUCUUUCAAGAUGACAGCAAGUGCCAGAGAAGCGGGCAGGAUAUUUCAGAUCGGUGGAAGGGCUAAGAUCGAAGAGAUUGUCGAAAGUGGUUCACAUGAGGAGGCUGCAAAGUUGUUGCGCUCAGACCGUAAUCCACUUCAACGGCUCAAACGUCUACUCGAGGUUUUACAACUGCAGGACGUACCAACAUAUAGGGAUCUUACGGAUGAAACCUCGGAAGUGGUGCAAGCUGUUCAAUACUACAACCUGCGCAUACAUACAGCAUACAAGGCAGCUGGAGAGUUAGCACCUAAUCCUGCACUUGUGCCUUUCCCUCAACAGGCCUUGCAUCUGCUCACCCCGGCAAUCCACCAUACGCUAGUCUGCCUGUCCCUCAAUCAUUUUAUCCAUACUUCACCGUUGGGAAUCGACCGUGCAGUGCUAGCUCCCAAUCGGUGGAAGGUAUAUCACCACCGUGGAGCAGCUUUGCGGGCAUUAGGACAGCACAUUGGCCAAGACAAGACAAGAUGUUCGGAUAUGACAAUCACUACCAUUCUCAUGUUCAUGUGCUUGGAGCUCCAGAAUCCUUCUUUUGCAGACUGGCGUUCACAUGUGAAUGGCAUGAAGCGAAUAGUCGACCUAAGAGGUGGGCCGAAGAAGCUCAUGAAGGAAGCGCCACACUUGGUACCAUCGUUGGUACUUUACCUACUUAUUGUGUCCGUGGCCAACACGUGCAGUCCGUCGUGGGACCAAGUUGAGAUCAACAGCACUGCAGAUGAUGUGACCGAGGACAUCACCAGUAUCUACAGUCUCAUCUUUCCAUACACGCUCUGUCCACCCGAGCUGUUCACCGAGAUGCUGCAUAUAAACCGACUGCGCGCCAAAGCAUCUGCGGCAGUCUUGCAGUGUGAUUUUGAUGUAGACCACACAUUGAAGGCUUAUGAUCUGCUUGCUCGCAUCGAGGCCUUCUCGGUUGAAGAUUGGGCACAACCCGGCACCUUUUACAAUGAAUGGUUGAUUGUUGGCACAGUGUACAAGUCCGCCCUCGCACUGUACGCCAUCUUAUCCUUGGGCUCGCUCACUGUCCUCCCAGCAGAUGCUUCACUGCUUGACAUGCAAACAGUUCACGGCGAUAUCCUACUCCGCAAUCUGCGCACAGCACUCAAGGAUCCGCGUAUAGCUAGAUUCAUGGCAUGGCCGCUGGUGGUGGUGGGUGUAGAAGCUAUAUACCGUGGAGAGGCAACGAGGGACUGGAUCGGAGCAAGUUUGGAGGAGUUGAGCAGGACGCUAGGUACGAGUGGUCCGAUCAAGGCGUGUUCGGUAUUGAGGAGGUAUUGGAAGGGCGGGGUUUCAGGGUGGGAUGAGUGUUUCGAUCGGCCGUAUGUGUUUGUCAUCUAGAAAGCGAG
Molecule: messenger RNA, 1963 nt
Organism: Alternaria alternata
Lineage: Eukaryota; Fungi; Ascomycota; Dothideomycetes; Pleosporales; Pleosporaceae
Exons: 4
Coding region: 168-1955 (595 amino acids)
Biological process (GO): positive regulation of transcription by RNA polymerase II
Cellular component (GO): nucleus
Molecular function (GO): DNA-binding transcription factor activity, RNA polymerase II-specific; zinc ion binding; transcription cis-regulatory region binding
Source: RefSeq, a predicted model, not a curated record